Messenger RNA from Daphnia pulex (common water flea), 14284 nucleotides. RefSeq lists its product as uncharacterized. Gene Ontology annotation, molecular function: ATP binding; ABC-type protein transporter activity. Gene Ontology annotation, biological process: protein targeting; protein import. The record is from RefSeq and is a predicted model, not a curated record. Gene Ontology annotation, cellular component: membrane. NCBI's taxonomy places the organism in Eukaryota, Metazoa, Arthropoda, Branchiopoda, Diplostraca, Daphniidae. The coding region runs from base 182 to 12715 and encodes 4177 amino acids. The transcript has 5 exons.
UUUGUUAUAUUGGUAAGGACAUUCAGGUGGUAACCGUUUAGUUGAUUGUGAUCACCUGAACAGACAACUAGCAGCCUGCUUUAUUGUCUUGCUUAGAUUUCGCGUCAACUAUUAUUAGGCUUCCAGAAACAUCACCCAUUUAAAACAGCUAAUAAUCGAAAUACUGCACUGAAUUGGGAAUAUGGACAUCAACGUUGAAGGACGACGGAUUUCCAUCGAUCCUGAAUGGAAUCGAUAUCGUUUGCAAGAAAAUUUACAGAAAAUUGGUUUGAGCCUGACGUCGAUUCACGCCGCAGUUGGACAGAAAAUUUCCGCCAUUGAUUCACUGGCUGUCUGCUUGAUUCAACACGCGUCGAAUCGAUACGACGGCAUCUCCAACUUGGACGAGGCUUGGGAUUCGGUGGUCUCCAGCACCGAAACCAAAGAAGAAGAUUGGAUCCGAUUUCGUGUCCAACUGGAAAAGAAACGCCAAGAGCUGCUGACACUUUCAAGCCUUGACUUGGAAAAAGUAGUUGAUGAAGUCAUCCAAGUCCUUGGCGAAUUCCAAUGGUUUCAACUAACAUCCAGUCGUAAACUCCACUUCACUCUGUUUACUGGCAAAUCGAAAAUUCAACUAGAAGAAGAGCAUGGAGACUCUUCUGCCGUGACCGAAUGUUUCAUUUGGUACGACAAAGAGGCGGAAGUUUUCAACGGCAUCGCAAAAUGGAGUCAAACAUUCGCAGAUCCUCAGGUGUACCGUCUAGCGCUUUUGUGCCAGCUGGUUCAGAGCUUAAAGAACUUUUUUCGUCUGAUGUUGAACAAAGGCAAUCCGGACGAUGACGAGCUGGUGACGCGAAUCACCUGCUGCCUCGAAAACUUGACAAAUUGCGGGAAAAAAAUCGAAGAUCACGAAGCAUUGCUGCUACAAUGGAAUUGCUCCGACGAUGGGUUGAAGAUCCUGAUGAAAGAGCUACUCAAUCCCAAUUUUGUUGAAGGUAAUAAUAGGCGAGACGAGAUUGAAAAGGAAUUAAGAAAAGAAUUCAUCGAGAGUCUGGAAAAGGCCGCGGAAGAAAUUCAAAUCGAGCGCCUCGAGUCUUACGAAAAAGCCCGUUUGGAGGCCAUUGAGAAAAAAGACGAAGCUGAGAGACAGAAACGUCGUUUGAAUUCUCAGAUUAAAGACAGCGAAAGAGAAAUUGCUGAAAUGGAACGAGAACUUGACGAAGAGCAAUCCGACACGAUGCUGGGAAGAAAUGACACACCGUCGCAGCCCCGCGCUCAGUUGAGCCUUGCAGCUAUGUUUGUACUUCAGAAAAGGGAUAACCUGCGGAGAAAGAAGGAGAAAUUGGCGUGGGAUCGAUUUCUUUCUCUAUUGGGUAAAUCACGGCCGCGAUACGAACUCGCCCGUCAACGACGUCACCAUAGACUUUUCGAUAGCCAGUACGACAACGUGACAGAUUUCGCAGAUAAAAUUCUAAACGAAUUUGCAUUGAAAGAAUCCUUUCUAAAGGAGGGAGGCGACCUAUCGAAUUUGAUGUCGUAUAUUCAACACAACACAUCUGAUGUCAAGAGCGAGAUGAUUCGCCUUUUGGAGGAGAUGGUGAAAGAACCGAUGCAGAGCACCACCAACCCGACGUGGAAAUUCGAUGGAAACGCUCUCGUCCUGAGUCAAAUUUUAGACAAAGUCAAGCCGAAGAUGCCGUUGACUUGCGAAGAGAUCCACAUCUGCGCCGCCAGUGUCAUCUACAUUGAUUGCGACUGGGUCGUACCUGGCAUCAGUCUGGCCAUUUCGGCGCCUCGCAUUGAAACAGUUGGACUAGAGAAACGAGCCAUCGACACGUCGGGUCGUCACGCCCAGAAGAUGGAAAAUAAGGAUGCUAGAGACGGAGUUGGACCGGGAGUUAGCGGUGAAGACGGACUGAAUGGCGGAGCAGGACAAAGCGCGGGACACGUUCAAAUAAACUGUGACACUUUUCAUGGUGUAAAAUUGAGUAUAAUUGCACGUGGAGGCGAUGGAGCAGACGGCCAGAAUGGUGGCAAUGGAAUACCUGGAUCGGAUGGUAAAGACGGAGAGGACGCAAAGUUACGUCCGCCAGCUGAUGUCAACCAAAAUUUCAGUUACAUCCCCCUCACACUUCUCAAGUACUUUGUUCCGGUAUGGAGUGUAUAUGAGAUGUCACGUAGUGUCGUUAACUACUAUCAAGGUUCAGAAUACGCAAUCAAAUACUUAGAGAAGGGUGAAGAAGGAGAGCCAGGUAUCGCCGGCGGAUCUGGCGGAUCUGGUGGAAGUGGAGGUCAAGGCGGUUUCCGAGGUCAAAUCGACAUCCAGUGUCAAUCCGGGAAACACCUUUUCGAUCCAGUAGUGGCCGAAGAUGGAGACUCCGGUCAGAAUGGAACCCCAGGCAAAGGAGCAACAGGUGGAAAAGGAGGCCGGAAUGGAUGGGACGCGGCUCGAGUCUUCACUCCAAACGAUUUGAAUCCGUGGUUUUCCAAUACGGGAGACUGGGUGGAAGACAAGGGCAAUUUGUCGAUAGAAGACGUCCACUGUACCAGCAACAAUGCGGUUCUCGGAUGUAAAAUCGUGAAAAAAGACCAAGACAAAGGAGUAGCAGCCGAUGGCCAGCACGGACAAAACGGCCAACAAUCGCAGCGGAGCGAAAAGAACACGGCCGUACGCAAGAAAGCCAUGACCAGAGUGAAUGCCGAUUGGAAGAAGGAGGAAUCGACCGCCGCAUCACUGGCUUAUCUCGAGCAAUCCAUUCGUGCUGACGCCGCCUCCCUUCAAUCCGCUGAAGCUGCAGCCAAUCGGCACGAAGAAUUGUCAAAAAUCUCAGCGGAAAAUGAGAAACGUGUGAGAGCAGCCGCUGAAGAAGAAGAAGCCAACAAGCAAAAACUGAAACACGCCAAAGAGUUGGAACAGCGGAUUAAGAAGGAAUUUCAAAAGGCCAAAAAGAUGUGCACAGCUCAAUCGAUGCAAUCACAGCGGACGAAUAGAAUUACCGACCAACUUCCCAAUGAAACUAAAACAAAAGAAGAAGCUGAAGAAUUUGACUCCACCGAUAAUACAAUUCGGACGAUGCCGAUAACAUCCAGCGACGAGUGGGAUUCGCUUGAAGGCGUUCCAUUAUUGGAUGCUCUUAUUGACAAAUUCUCCGACGACACAGAAAAGUCUCAAACAUUAUCGAUGCUGACCCAGUCUUUGGUUUUGCAAAUCCGCCAACAAGAUUUGUGGGUUGAAGUGACGACUAUUGUCCGGCGUCACGUCGACUGCGUCGAUGAUUUGAUUCAGUCCCUCAAGUACAUCAAUCAAGAUAUCGAACUGGCGCAACUGUUUGUGUUCAACAAGGAAGAACAACACCUGAAUGACCUCCAACGAGCUGUUCAAGUUAAAACUUUGGGAUUUAACCUAUUUAACGAUGCCGAUAAUAAGAAGAGCACUUUGGCUACAAUUUAUUAUUUCCAACAAUUGGUUUGGACCUACGACGAACUUGUAACCUUAUUGAGGCCCCUGGAAAGUGUUUCUUCACCAGAAAAGAGCGAAUCGAAUGCUCGGAAACAACUGAUUGAUAUUCUCGGCAAUCGACUAGUUUCUAUUGUUGCAUCACAACUACCGGGCAUCAAUCAAGAAAAAGUUUUAACAAAUCUCCUACAGUGCUGCCAUCGCAACAGCCCAUCCCCUAUACUAUUCGGAACAUUUUUCAACAAUCUGGUGAGGGAAUUAACGACCAAUACAUCAUCCGAUCAAGAUAAGGAGACCACUUUGAACAAAUUUAUACAGGAGAAAUUGGCUGUUCGUCACGUGAAAGACUUGCUGCCGUCAGAAAUUAGAGCCAUCAGCAUAGAGCAACUGGAUAAGCUGGCUUUCUUACUUAACAACGUAAAAACUGAUGUCAAAGAUUUGGACGACAUCCGUUCGCGUGUCAUAACAUUAUUAGAAAAAGAUAAGGUUGAAGAGAAAGAAUCUUUCAAAUCAGUCUUAUUGCUGAUUGAAAAGGCAUUUGAACAGUUUUACUGGAAUCAUGAAUGGAACGAAAUUCAAAAAAUGUUGGUCAGAUUUAGAGAAAAGAUUCAGCGCCAAUCAACUGAUGCUGCGCCGAUUUCAAAAGAAGCUGCGAUGGAGAGAGACGCUUUUCAGGAUUCAGUGGAUCGACUCAAAGUUGCUCUUACGUGGACCUACUGCCGCAAAUCUUACCAAGAAAAGCUUGACAUUUGCAGCGAACUCAAAAAAAGAUUUCAGAAUACUGGUAGGAAGGAUUUAGUUAAAAUUGCCCUGAAAAAACAAUUUUCCAUGGAGAAAAUUGUCAGUUUCUUGCAAUCGAUCGAUUGGAUUAAGAAACGAGAGAUCGACAUCAUUGGCUCCUUCAAAGAUCAAGGCGAAAAAUCUGACAAGGCAUCCUUCGUGGAGUUUGUCGAACGACUUUUGGAAGUGGAACCGAAAAAAGUUGACGUCGAUUUGAUGAGGCCGCAACUUCAAAGAGCCCUGCACUUUCUCCAUCACAAUCGAAUCGUCUCAUUUACGGCAGCUGAAGUAACUUUAUUAAAUAAGUUAUUUGAUAAAAGCCGUUUUGGUCUUGUUCGAGACGAUUCCUUCUGUCGAGACGAGGCCGACUUGCGAGCAGAAUAUUUUCUCAACUGGAAAGAGCGUUACUUUUUGCGCUGGACAGACUGCUACGCUGAAAUCGAUCGGAUUCGGAAGAAACUCCGUGAAAAUUGGAAGGAAAACUGUAUCAACGCGGACCUGGUUGCCGAACCAACCAAAGUUAUCCGACAGAUGGACGUGCUCCUGAACAGGUACAAAUUUCUUACCAGUCUGUUCUUGUCGCCAACAGAAUCUGUCAAGCAAUGGCAGUCUCUUAGUGAAGAGCCACCUGAAAACUUGGAGCAGCUCAUCAAAACGCGAAUAUGGCAAGAUUUCUCGCAAAUUUUCAGACAACUCACGAAUGAUGUCGUGACGCAAAUCAAACAACUUUCAAUUGCUCUAAAGCUAGGUAGCGCUAAUCAAAUUCAGCAGAUUACUCCCGAAAACUAUCAGCAAUCAGAAAAGAACCUGCUGCAAGUAUUGGAUUCACUCGUGACUGUUGCUGCACAAUGUGAGGGAUCAGAAAAUGAAAAGCGUCUCUCCACUUUCUUACCCGAUGUGGAAUUGCUGAUUCUAUGCCAAGUCGAGCUGGACGGCAGUGACCCAGCACGGACGUCCAACAUCGUCUCUCAACUUGAAGAUUGGAAGGAAACAAUCAACCUGAUGGGAAAGCACCGAACUAGCAUCGAAAACCCAAAAGACGAUAUUUGCAAGAGCUUAUCAAAAAUGCUGCACCUCGUUCUUUGGUCCGUCACUGACGAUGAGUAUUUAAUUGAAGAGCUGACUUACAAAGAUCAAGAGAAUCGACAAGAUGUGGAAAGAGCAAUUGCUUCACUUGAAUCUUUUGUUGGCCACUUGUUUAUGGCCAAUGAAAUUGAAAAAUUGGACACCUGCAGAGCGACCGUCCUCGUCUUGAAAGACGGAGAAGACCUUAGCCCUUGGCGUCUCGCCUUUGACAAAAAACAGGAUCAACAAUUAUUGGUGGAUAAGCAGAUUGACAUUUGGCAAGAAUGUGUUUCGGAGAAAAAAUUUCAUUUGCCGAAAAUGGACAGUUGGAAAGAAAAAUUUCAGAAGAAAAAAGUUUCUUCCAAUAGCAAGAGCGCUGCUGUAUUUGAGGAGGUGCUUUUAACUACGUCGUCUCAUUCGAUCCUUCAACUGCGAUUGGCUGUUGUGACCCAAAUUUUGGAUCAGCAUAUGAAACCUCUGGAAGAUGUGGCCAGCAUGCUGGAACGUUGGUCUGGACUAGUAGCAACAAUUUCGACUUGGUCGGAAGUCCAAACUCAUGAAGAAAUAACCAGUCGGCUGGUAGCUGUUGAAAUCUGCCUCAUUCGUCACCUUGCAGCAUUCAUAGGACGACGGCUUAAGCAGAAAAAAGUGAAAAAGUCCAUUGAAUUCAAUUUCAAGGAGAUAAUUAAUCAAUUGAGUGUCGCUGCCCAUUUUCUCGGUCAAUCUGAGGUUCAAGCCAAACUUCUCGUUUUUGGUGGCCUAAUGCACUUGGCAAAAACCAGCAGCACGGAUACAGUUAUAGACGAACUAAAUCCAUUGCAUUUCGUGGCCCAAUACAUUCGACACUUGUAUAGUGACAAAGGGGCGAUCAAAAGUUACGGACUAAAAAAGAAAACUAUUAUCCAAGUUCUUUAUUCCAACGAUGGCAGGAAUCAACAGCAAGAGCCAGUUUUCACUACUCUGGAAAAGGCUUACGUAGAGCGUUGGCUUCAGACCAAGUCCUGCUUCCAAAGCAACGACCGUAUCCGGGAUCUCUAUGACCAAAUUCAAUCCGUUAAAAAGGGAGCAGCAAAGACGAAAGAAAAUCGCCUUUUUUCUUCGGUUGGAUUCGAAUUAUUUACCAGAGAAGAGAAGAGGUACAUUGUCAUUGUAGGCAGAGAUGUCGCAGAGGAGUUGCUACGAACCCAACAGCCUUUGUCUUACAUGCAUGUUUUGAAAGAGAGGGCAGUACAAAAGAUCUACCAAAGCUUUUUAAAACACUUUUAUCCGGAACAGAGUACAGAACUUCUAGAUCGUCAACCCAGCACCGCAGAGGCACGGAACCCAAAGUCAAAUGAGCCGAUGGAUCCGCAUGACAAGCAAAAUUGCAUUGACGAAUUCCAGCGAGCAUUCAAUAGAGCUCACUUCUUCGCCAAACGAGAAGGUGUGGAAUUCGAGUGGCUCAUUUGGUUGCAAGAAACCGUGUUGAGGUCCAUCGUAUCAACGCGGGACCAAGUGGGAUUGGCUCUGGUAACCGAAAUCCUUUUGUCCUCAAUCGAGUUCACACCCGAGCAACUUUUCAGUUGGACGACGAUGAGCCGACCCCACCGAUGGAUCGACGACGCCUUGGUCAAUUCCAUCAUCAACGCCACAGCCCAGUUGAAGACAAAACCGCCGACAAGAAAUGCUGCUGGUGGCAAUCAACUAAUAGAUUCGCUCAAGUCUGAUUUGCAAUGUUGCUUGAAAUCCCAUCAACAGAAAGGAAGGACCGUACUCAAAAUUUUCCUUCGCAAGUUGGAACAAGAGGCUAAGCAGAAUUCGGCGGGUGAUCCCAUCGAUUUGUCAUUCGUGACUAGAAUCGUUGCCGAAAUAAAAGCUCUACAACGCAUCGACGACAUUGGACGAUUCCAGGAAACUUCUCUCAGGCAAUGGAUGAGGCUGAUUCGGCACGCCCGUCUUGCCGACGAUUGGCCGUCUUCUUUGACUGAUCAAUUGACGACUAUCCUCGAUCGACGCUUGGGCCAUGACAAAACCGACCGUUUCCUCCAGCGGUUCAAUUCAAAAUUUAGUGAAAUUCUGUCAGGAAAUGCGAGCAAUGAACGGAACCACGAAAAGAUUUUGGACGAUAUGCUCAAGAACCUAUCCAAAUACCCGUGGGUUGUUGAUCAGUUUUUUGCCUUGGCAAACGAAGAAGUUGGUCAACAGGACGACCACCUAUGGGAAUUCAUUCAAAAUCGGACACUAAUUGAAAUGGACAAGGAAAAUGCUUCGAAAGCUAAUUUAGACGCCAGCCAAAUCAUCAACAUGAUGAAGAACGACAUUAGCAGUAGCGCCAUCGUUGGUGGCCUCCAACAACAAAAAAAGCUCAUCGAACAGGUGAAAGAAAUCCAACGUUUAGCAUUGGAAGAGCGGAAGUCGUGGGAUAACCCCAAAAUCAAAGAAUGGAGUGAAAAUCGAAAGAAAGUUUCAAAAUCCGUACGACUGGAUCCUGCCGAUUUCUUGUCCGUCGCUUUCCGGGCUGUCAAAUUAAAAGAAAAACAUCAUUUGCGCGACGCUCAACUUUUGGCAAUUUUGAUCUUCGUCUCUUCGGCUAACCAGCAAAGUGGAUCUCAAAUCGGACGUAGAAUGGCCCAGAUUUCGACUGGCGAAGGGAAAACGCUCAUCACUGCCUUAUUGGUUGUGUAUCACGUGCUGGACAACUGGUCCAACGGCCGGCGUUUCGUCGACAUCAUCACCAGCUCGUCGGUUUUAGCCGAGGAAAAUGUGAAAGAGAUGCAAUGGUUCUUUGACCUUUUUGGGAUUGUGGUGGCGAACAACUGCGAUGCAGCUUGCACCGAGGACGAGAGCCUUCGCUGUAAACGUUACAACAGUGACGUCAUUUACGGCGACAUGUCCAGCUUCCAGCGCGACAUCUUGUUAAGCAAUUUCUUCUCCGAACGAAAAAUCACCGGCGGUCGAAAAACUGGAGCCAUCGUCGUCGACGAGGUUGACAGUAUGCUACUAGACAAGGGUGAAAACAUCCUCUACUUGUCGCACAAAAUACCAGAAAUGGACGAUCUGACCCAGGUGUUUGUGGAAAUUUGGAAUGCCGUUCACGCACCUGACGUGGCCAUGAGCGAUGAGAGCGCCCAAGCCAAAGUCUACCGUUACAUGAAAUUGCGACUAGAAGAAGGUGAAAUUGCGAUCCCGAAAUGUCUGGACACUUAUGUCCAUCGCCAUCUUUUGGCAUGGACGCGCAACGCUUUCCGUGCCAAAAACCUGGUGACGACCAAAGAUUCCUACAAAGUGGACGAUGUCGGCGACGGCCGUGGCCAACAGAUUGUCAUUAUGGACAAAGAGACGGGCGUGGAACAGGCCUCAAUGCACUGGUCACAAGGGCUACACCAAUUCAUCCAGCUGAAACACACCCUCAAACUGAGUCCAGUCUCACUGAAAGCCGUUUUCAUGUCCAACAUUGGCUUCUUCAAACAGCACGAAAGAGCGGCCCUGUACGGCAUGACGGGCACACUGGGCUCGACCGCCGAAUGCCAGUUGCUCCACGACGUCUUCAACGUCGAUUUCUUCAAGAUGCCACGAUUCAAGCGACGCUUCUGCCUCGAGGAAGAUCCCCUUUUGGCUUCUUCCAAAGGUAAAUGGUUGACAAACAUCAACAAAGCGACUCAGACUCAACUGGAUCAGGGGCGAGCUGUUCUGAUUGUCUGCGAGAACAUUGCAGCAGCCGAAGCAAUCUACUCAAAGCUACUACAAAGCGAUGACAAGACAAAGGCGUCCAAGAUUGUGAAGUACGUAAGUUCCUUUGACACAGAGUUUCAGACGAAGCAACGCAAUACAGCGUUGGGUCCUGGUGACGUGAUUGUGGCUACCAACUUGGCCGGACGGGGAACAGAUUUUAAAAUCAAUGAGCAACUGGCCAAAAACGGUGGCCUGCAUGUCGUCAUCGCUUACAUGCCGCCAAACGCUCGAGUCGAGGCCCAAAUUGAAGGACGAGUAGCAAGAGCCGGGCAACCGGGCAGCUUUCAAUUUGUCCUUUGCCAUUCCAGCGUCAAGAGCAAAGAGGAUUCGAUAUCUGAGCUCCUUCGACUCAAAGUGAAACGAGACGAUAAAGAAUGUCGCCGAUUGGAAACGAUUCGCAACCGUGGACUUGAAAAGAUUUACCUGGAGGAGAAGCUCUUUGAUCGAUUCCAUCAAGAAAUUUACAACAAAAUGAAAAAAGAAUUGGAUACCAGCCCCGACUGCGAAAUGCAGAUGAAAUUUUUGACAAAUCGCUGGGCAUUGUGGCUCGACGAGAACGCCGAGCACAUCAACAACGUUCACCUGAAAAAGACUGAUAAUGUGGUCGAGAAGAAUUUUCAAAAUUUCAAGAAAGAAUGUCAGGGCCUUCGCCUUCUUCCCCUUGCAUUCGCACUGACACCAUCGGAGCUAAUGUUGCUGGGUGAUUUCUACGAAACUUCUCCAAAAGUAAAAACUGAUGUAACCAAAAGUGGCUUGUGCUAUGAUAAGGUCAUAAAAGAUGAACCCAAUGCCUGUGAAGGCGCCUUGAUCCGAAAGGCUAAACUGAUAUUGCAGGAGGCCACUUUAGAUCAAAAGAAAGAAGCAAAAGUUUUAUUGAAACGAGUCAAGACUUUGAUCAAACAGAAAAUGGAGUUCCUAACGUCCACGAGCGAACUUGUCAAACUAACAUCCCAGGCGAAUCAGAGAGCCGGCGGUGCAGUCCCGAGCGAAAAUCGUUUCGAAGAACAAAUCACCAACCAGUUGAGUCUUUUACAAAUUCAUUUGACGGCGGUGGAGGACAUUCUCGGCCGACCAGUUCGUCAGGUGCUGGGCAUGCAGUUCCAGAAAGAAGAAGAAUUCCGUGAAUUGUUAAAUGUCAUCGAAGCAAGGGCAGACCUAUGCAAACCGUAUCGCUUGUCCAAGAAAAUUAAUUUCUUCAAAACAGACAGCGGUGAUGAAACCAUUUGUAUCAAAAUAAACCACCAGACUCAAAAGACUGUCAAAUGGCCGUCAUGUCUGGACCACUGCCAGACGCAAACCAUUCACCUCUUCAAGGCCAAACACCAAAAGAAAUCUUACGCAAUCGAGAAAACGGAACUGGAAAGUGUCAUCGUGACGAGAGAUCAAUUGUGGGAAACGCUUAUUGAAGAAGGAUUCGUCGGUCAAGAGGAAAUUAUUCAGCAACAAAUCAUUCGUUGGGCGGACCAACAGGUGGACGAUUCAUCAGCCAAGAAACUACUGGACAAUUUACCUAAAGAACUGAUUGGUUACAAUGGCCUCCUGGUGAAUUGGCUUCAAAGUCACGAGGGCGAAGACUAUGCAACAGCAGUGGGGACAUUGGGACUCGGCCCUGAACAUUCGACUAUACUAGAAGAAUUUUUGAAAACCAACAAGAUCCUGUUGUACGUGGAUGAACGCCAUGGGAAACUUUUGAAGACGCUAAACUUCAAAUCCGAUACCAAUCUACCAGAAAAACUGAGAAAACAUUACUGUCUCUUGUCAGCCUGGACACUAUCAGUCGACGGAGCUCGAAUGGAAAUCGACGACGACGUGUCUAGAGAAGAUCUUCCGUGCCCGAAGGACAGUAGGGAAGCAGUCGACCAAUUAUGGAAUUACCUGAUCGAGCAGGGCGUCAUCAAAGAAAGCAAAAUCGUAUUCUCUCAUGGACUGAGAUCCGACAAGGAUAAAAUUGAAGAGCGGAAAAAUCAGAUAAAAACAACUCUCGAUACCUCAGCAUUGUCCUCUGUGAUUGAUGACAUUUGUCGGAAACAUCGCCCUGCCCCAGAACCCGUGACUGAAGUGUCCUACACCGAUAUCCCAGCUUACUUGGCCGAUAAUAAGAUGUCGUCCGUUGUCACUGCCUUGGAAUUCAUGAAUCCAUAUGCUGAUGAGAGAAAACUGGUGAAAAUAACUGAUCGUGAAAAGGAAAACAUGAAAAAAUGGAAAACAGAGCAACAGACGAAGCAACAUCUGGAUGCUUACCGCGCCGAAGUGAAUAUGGCCUUGGAAAAAAGCAUCGGGCAACUCAAGACCAUUCCGAGGGUGACGGCCUCUUUCCAGCCAUUGUCCAAGUAUUUCAUGUCUGAUCCAAAUACGAAACGUUUCCCGGCCGAAGAGAUUCAGAGCUUCCAAGACAAGACGUUCGACGGGGUCAUCACCUUGAAGGCCGUUCAAUCAUGGGGGGAUUAUUGGGAUUGGCGAGUUUUCUUCGUCACCAUGAUCGCCGCUGCGCAAAUCUCAGCUGGCGCAGCCGUAAUUGCGUUAUCCGGUGGAACUAUGUCUGUUUUAGGUGGAGCGUUAAUAGCCGAAGGUGUCGGAGAUAUGAUGUUCGCCAUCCAGAACGGCGUGUCUGGCACUUUUAGCUGGUCAAGUUACGGCUCGCACAAGUUGUGGAGCGUUGGUGUGACUAUUCUCACUGCUGGAUUAAGUUCCUAUUUGACUAAAGGAGCGAUUGCGGGCAAGGCGGCUAUGACCGGUUUCCAGGGUAGAGCAGGAUUAUCCCUCUUCUUUGCCGCAGCCAAAAAAGCGCUGGCCAAAUGCGGCAAAGCCAUCCUCUCGUAUUUGACCAGUUUGGGUGUCGACAAGUUUCUCACCUGGCUCAAAACAUUCAUCAUCGAAAACAUCAUUGUUCACAUCAAGUUCCUUAUCAGCAAACUGUUGUACCCGUUGUUUGACACAUUAGCGGCGAAGCUGGAGAAAAUAUGGACAUUGAUGAAGAAACUGGGACGACAAGCGGGCGAGGCCAUCGGAUUGAUUAAUGCCGACCUGGAUAAAGCUAGCACUUCAGACUUGAGUACACUUUGGGGCCGGCGUGUUGUCGGCCAAGUUACUUCGUUAACCAGUUCCAUCGGCGGUUGUUUCGCCGAGUCAGGGGAUGUUUGGAAAGCUCAGGGCACAGAAGAAUUUAAAGCGAACGAUGCGGUAGGAUUGAACAGCAAGAAAACAUCUUUCAACUUCGUCGAGUACGCCAAAAAAGCCACGACAAUCGUCAAAUAUCUGAAAAACGGAGCAGAAAUUCUUGGUCUCGUCAGCUACGCUCCAGAAUACGUCAACAAUGUCAACCAGACGCUGGAUGCAAAGAUAAGAAAGCUAGAGGAUGAGAUUGAGAUUGAAGAGGAGAAAAAGAAAUCCACUGCUGCAGUCCAAUACCAUCAAAUAAUAACAAGUGACAGUGAAAGUUUCGAAUCGGAGGAUGAAGUGGAAUCUGACGAUGACGAUGCGACUGAAUCUACUAUGCUCAGUACUGCUGCAACGGAGAGGAGUACCUUUAACGAGUUCAAGGAAAAAGUCAAGGGACGAGUUGAAGGAGACAUUUCCAAGUACAUGGUUGACAGCGUCACAAGAGCCUGGGUUCAACCGUGGCUCCAAAGCAAAAUUGAAGGCAUGGUCGAGCACUAUGGUAAAAAAAACUUUUCAGGCAAUCGGCUCAAUGUGGCAGGGCUCAGGAACGGGCAAUUCUGCUGACCAGGGAAACAAUAAAGGGGACCAGCAAACGGCCAAUGCAGAGAAUGCGGAGGCCGAUGCCGAGAAACUCAAAGAUUCGCUCGGUGAGGACGGGUGUGAAAUCCAAAAGGAUCGCAAUGGCAAUGCCGUUGUCGAACCAAAAACAUACGAAGAAGUGGUCGACGGCAUAGGCAGUGGUAAAACAGCCGGCCUUCUUGAAAUGCAAAUGAUUGCCGAUGCCCUGAAUUGCAAACUUGAAAUCGUCGACACAGUGGGUGACUUUGCGAAGAACGGAAAUGGAUCCUUCGAAAUCGAUCCGGAAGGUAAGGCGACUGGAACCAUUCAAGUCAAGUACACUGCCAACGAAGACGGUACCAAACACGUCACCUUAAUCGGACCUGAUGGGAAAGAAAUUGAAAUACCGCCCGCAGUUGACGCCAACGGCAAGCCUGCCCCACCCAACAGAUGCCUUUACGAUGCUGUCGCCAAAUCCCAGAAUUGUUCGACUGAUCAGCUGUUAGGUCGAGUUAAAACCCACGCCACUGGCAACAAAAUGGCUCGUUAUUUGUACGACGAAAAAGUGGGCGAAGCUUGUCCGGGAUUAAGAGUCGGCAAUAGAACAACGAAAGAAGAUAGCAUUCCGGCUGAACUCUACCUUCAUCAUAACAAAACGGGUAGGGUGCGUACUUACGUAGCAACCAUAACGAAAGAGAAUAUCGGUGGUGGCAGUAAUGUUACCAUAACCAUGUACAAAGCAUUGGACAAUGCAGGAAGAAAGGGAGAAACCAAUACGACGGCUGAUGAGAAUAAUACAGAUCAAAAUGAACAGCAGAAAUAUCAUGCUGGACACGUAAUUGCCUUUAUAUUGGGUGGAAAAGGUGGCCUAAAAGAAAACGUAGUAAAUAUGGCGGCUGAACUCAAUUUGGGACCAUACAAGGAAUUAGAAACUGAAUUGCGCAAAUUCGUCGAAGUUUCGAAUGGUCCGGUCCACAUCAAUAUUGACAUAGACGAAGGCAUCCCAACUAACAAAGUCAAACCCUUGACUCCCGCUAAUUUUCGUAUCCGUUGGUCUUCGGAUGAUGGAAAGACGGUCUACAGAAGCCCUCUAUUGAAGAACACGAAAGAUGGUGUAAAAGAAUACAGAGAUACGCCCAGAGCUGAACGAAAUGAAUAUUUUCAGGGGGAUCAUUUUGAGAAUCUACGGAGUCAACAGAAACUUGUUGAUAACAAUCCCAAACCUUCUAAAAAACCGAUCUUAGUGGCUCAGCCGGGAGUAAAGCCAAACGUCACCGAUACCCGGUCCGACACAAAAGUAGGUGCACAAACCGGUCCCCAGUCUAUUUACUUCCCCGGGACCGAAAACAUGAUAAAAACAGAGUUCAAAGCAUCGUUGCUGCGUUCAAAAAAAAAAUGUCCGCCUGUUAACACGACCAAAUCAAAUUCAGGAAACAAAACUAAGCCUAUUGGUGCUGCUUCAACAUCAGAUGAAUCGCUUAUGGCAACUCCACAGAAACGACGCGACAUGCCUACAGCGGAAGAUGAGAGUAAAAAGGCUUCAACAGUAGCCAAUCAAUAAUCAUUCCCAUUUCC